This is a messenger RNA of Epinephelus fuscoguttatus (brown-marbled grouper), 919 nucleotides long. It is a transcript of the gene gh1, whose product is annotated as growth hormone 1. Gene Ontology annotation, cellular component: extracellular region. Gene Ontology annotation, molecular function: growth hormone receptor binding; growth hormone activity. The coding region runs from base 66 to 680 and encodes 204 amino acids. Gene Ontology annotation, biological process: positive regulation of tyrosine phosphorylation of STAT protein; positive regulation of receptor signaling pathway via JAK-STAT; positive regulation of growth. The transcript has 6 exons. The record is from RefSeq and is a predicted model, not a curated record. NCBI's taxonomy places the organism in Eukaryota, Metazoa, Chordata, Actinopteri, Perciformes, Serranidae.
AGAAUGCUCUGAGCAGCUGAACUCAGACCUGAUCCACCAGAGCCAGACCUGAUCCCAGACCAGCCAUGGAACGAGUCGUCCUCCUGCUGUCAGUAGUGUCUCUGGGUGUUUCCUCUCAGCCAAUCACAGACGGCCAGCGUCUGUUCUCCAUCGCUGUCAGCAGAGUUCAACAUCUCCACCUGCUUGCUCAGAGACUCUUCUCCGACUUUGAGAGCACUCUGCAGACGGAGGAGCAGCGACAGCUCAACAAGAUCUUCCUGCAGGACUUCUGUAACUCUGAUUACAUCAUCAGCCCCAUCGACAAGCACGAGACGCAGCGCAGCUCCGUGUUGAAGCUGUUGUCAAUCUCCUAUCGGCUGGUGGAGUCCUGGGAGUUCCCCAGUCGGUCCCUGUCCGGAGGUUCUGCUCCCAGAAACCAGAUUUCUCCCAAACUGUCUGAAUUGAAGACCGGGAUCCUGCUGCUGAUCAGGGCCAAUCAGGAUGGAGCGGAGCUCUUCCCUGACAGCUCCGCCCUCCAGUUGGCUCCUUAUGGGAACUAUUAUCAGAGUCUGGGUGCCGAUGAGUCGCUGCGACGAACCUACGAACUGCUGGCGUGUUUCAAGAAAGACAUGCACAAGGUGGAGACCUACCUGACGGUGGCUAAAUGUCGACUCUCUCCUGAGGCCAACUGUACCCUGUAGCCCCACCUCUCCAGUAUGAAGACACGCUCCCUUGUGGAUGAUGUAAUGCUGUGUGUUCUGUAGUCCCGCCCACAUGUUUUCUCACUCUGCUAAUUAGCAUUAGCCUUUGUGUUAGCCACAGUGUUAGCCUGUGUUCAGUUGUUUGUUGGAGCAGGUGUUAUUAUGAUGACAGCCAUCAACAGGAAGUGAUGUCAUACUGUCACCAUGUGUAAUAAAGUGUGUGCUGUGUUGCAUUCAAA